Molecule: messenger RNA, 2370 nt
Organism: Budorcas taxicolor (takin)
Lineage: Eukaryota; Metazoa; Chordata; Mammalia; Artiodactyla; Bovidae
Gene: FAM20C
Product: FAM20C golgi associated secretory pathway kinase
Exons: 10
Coding region: 25-1785 (586 amino acids)
Biological process (GO): protein phosphorylation
Cellular component (GO): Golgi apparatus
Molecular function (GO): protein serine/threonine kinase activity
Source: RefSeq, a predicted model, not a curated record
UCCAGGCCGCGCUCGCCCGGGACCAUGAAAAUGAUUCUGGUGCGCAGAUUCCGCGUGCUCAUCCUGAUGGCCUUCCUGGCGGCUUGCGCGCUGCACCUCGUGCUGGACCUGCUGCCCAAGCUGGAGCGGAGCGCCGCGCGGCCCUCGGGGGAGCCCGGCUGCUCGUGCGCGCAGCCCGCGGCGGAGGCGGCGGCCCCCGGCUGGGCCCGGGCGCGCGGACACCCCGGAGGGGAGCUGGCGCCCGCAGCCUCCGCCGCCGGCGACGCGGGCUGGCCCAACAAGCAGACGCUGCGUGCCCUGCAGGACUUCAGCUCCGACCCUUCCUCCAACCUCACGUCCCACUCGCUUGAGAAACUACCCCCCGCAGCCGAACCGGCCGAGGGCGCCCCGCCGGGGCAGGACCCCAGCGCCCCGCGCCCCCCAGACCGGGCUCGCCGGCCGCUCCCCCGGGACCCCGGCCCGCGUGGACCUGUGCUGCCCCCUGGCUUGAGCGGGGACGGCUCCCUCCUAACCAGGCUGUUCCAGCACCCACUGUACCAGGUCCCCAUUCCACCUCUAACGGAGGGCGAUGUCCUCUUCAACGUGAACAGUGACAUCAGGUUCAACCCCAAGGCGGCAACGGCGGAGAACCCAGACUGGCCACACGAAGGUCUUGAGGAUGAAUUCCUGCCCACGGGGGAGACGGCCGUGGACUCCUAUCCCAACUGGCUCAAGUUCCACAUCGGCAUCAACCGAUAUGAGCUGUACUCUCGACGCAACCCUGCAGUGGAGGCCCUGCUCCGUGACCUGGGCACCCAGAAGAUCACCAGUGUGGCCAUGAAGUCCGGUGGCACGCAGCUCAAGCUCAUCAUGACCUUCCAGAACUACGGGCAGGCGCUGUUCAAACCCAUGAAGCAAACGAGGGAGCAGGAGACGCCUCCCGACUUCUUCUACUUCUCGGACUACGAGAGGCAUAAUGCGGAGAUCGCCGCCUUCCACCUGGACAGGAUCCUGGAUUUCCGCCGGGUUCCUCCUGUGGCCGGCAGGCUGGUCAACAUGACCAAGGAGAUCCGGGACGUCACGAGGGACAAGAAGCUGUGGAGAACCUUCUUCAUCUCCCCAGCCAACAACAUCUGCUUCUACGGGGAGUGCUCGUACUACUGUUCCACGGAGCACGCGCUGUGCGGGAAGCCGGACCAGAUCGAGGGCUCACUGGCCGCCUUCCUGCCCGAUCUGUCCCUGGCCAAGAGGAAGACCUGGCGGAACCCCUGGCGACGCUCGUACCACAAGCGCAAGAAGGCAGAGUGGGAAGUGGACCCUGACUACUGCGAGGAGGUGAAGCAGACUCCGCCCUACGACAGCAGCCACCGCAUCCUGGACGUCAUGGACAUGACCAUCUUCGACUUCCUCAUGGGGAACAUGGACCGCCAUCAUUACGAGACCUUUGAGAAGUUUGGCAACGACACAUUCAUCAUCCACCUGGACAACGGGAGAGGGUUUGGGAAGCACUCUCACGACGAGCUGUCCAUCCUGGUGCCUCUACAGCAGUGCUGCAGGAUCCGGCGGUCCACGUACCUGCGGCUGCAGCUCCUGGCCCAGGAGGAGCACCGGCUGAGCCUGCUGAUGGCCGAGUCCCUGCGCGAGGACCGCGUGGCCCCCGUGCUGUUCCAGCCGCACUUGGAGGCGCUGGACCGGCGGCUGCGCAUCGUGCUCCGGGCGGUCGGGGUCUGCGUGGAGAAGGACGGGCUGCACAGUGUCGUGGAGGACGACCUGGGCCCCGAGCACAGAGCCGCGCCCGGCAGGUAGUGAACGCGGGCCGCGGCCAGGCCAGCCGCCCGGGACCCAGGCCCACACGGGGCAGACAGGCUGCCGGGGCAGGCGCCUCGCUUCAGACCCGGGCAGCCGUGGGCGCGCCCUGUGCCCAAGGACAGAGGCGGCCUGGUGGCAGGCCAGCACCCUUUUGUAUGGAAAGGAAGCCUUUACUUACGAUUUUGUAUUUAUACCUGGUGCAAAUGUACAUACAUAGAGACAUUGUCUGUACAGACCCUGACCACCCCGCAGGCCACACUGUGGGCCACCCGGCCGGUCCAGAUGGUCCUGAGAAGGGCUCCCACUCUGGGCCAAGCUCACAGCAGAAACUCUCCUCCCUUCCCGGGGCCACGGGAGGCUCCCGAGGCCCUCACGGACUCGCGUCAAGGGAUGGACAACGCGUGGGUUUCAGGCGAAGUGAAGGACCAGCCGUCCCCCAGGCACCGCACAGUCCUCAGAGCACCGUCUGGAGCCGGUGCACGUGUGACCAGUCCUGCAGCUGGCUACCUUCAAGGCAUUUCCGUGGAAUAGUUUGCAAUGUGGUAAAAGUGCAAUAAAGAUGAGGCAAGUAUGUGCUCGGGC